GGAGUUCCAAAGACUCUGGCAUCCUUGCUGUUCAACACCAACACUAAACCUCACUCUCUCAGGCAGCAUCAUAUCACAAUGGAGGAGUUCCUUGCCCAGGAAUUAGGGUUUGGAACAUCACAAAGAGGUACUGUGCUCCUUUUUGGAUGUGGUGUGAAGCUGGUAAGCAGCCAAUCCUUUCCAGCCCUCAGACACUUGAGAAUGAUGUCUUCAACAAAUGAAGUUGGCAAGUUGAUAGCCUUGCAUAAAGAAGGAGAAUCAAGGAUUGAUCUGUGCCUCCAAUAUAGUAACCAAAGACUGGGGAUUAAGCAACGACGUUUCAAUUUCAGUAGGAGAGUUGAUGAACCACUCCAGGCUCUGCUGUCAAGAAUGUAUGCAAAUUUUGAAAAAGCCACUCAAAAAAGCAAAAAGAAGAAGGAAAAUGAGGGGAAACAGGAAUCAGGUGAUAAUCCAAAAUUUGAAAUACUUGAACAAGAAAUGUACUUUCUUGAUUCAUCUGGUGAGAAAAUAGCAAGUGAUAGACCUGUUGUUGAAGUUCUGUUUCAAGGAAAUUUGGAUGUGCGUCUGAAGAUUUGUGACUCUGUGAUUGAGAUAGAAAGGAAUCCUCCCACAAUAAUGAACUUAUCUUUACCAAGCAGCAUAAUGGCAGGUUUCCUUGUGUAUCCAAAGAAAUUGGAGGUUGAAUUUGCAACCUUAGAGGAUGUAAUAAUGAAGUGGUACAUUUCAUCAUCUUCAAGCAACUCUGAUCUGCCUUGGGAGGACAAAGGUGUUCAAAGAUAUUUGGAAGUCACUAAUGCAGACAUUGGUAAGAAGGUGAAGCUUAUGGCCACUCCAAGGAAAGGGGAGAAGCUUGGAGAACCAUGGGAGGUUAUAUCCAAGUGUGUGAUUGAAGCAGGUCCUGGACAUUGCCCAUUUGAGGAUCGUCAUCUUUUCACCCAGCAAUGGGCUCCAGAGUUGAGUUUUCGUGUCAUCUCAUACAACAUCUUGGCUGACCUAUAUGCUGACUCUGAUCACUCUAGGGAGCAUCUAUUCCCAACUUGUCCUCCAUAUGCAUUGGCAAUGGAUUAUAGGAGACAACUCCUCUUCAAGGAAAUUACAGGAUACAGAGGAGACCUCAUAUGCCUUCAGGAGGUGGAUACCAAAGUGUUCCAGUAUGACUUCUUGCCCACUUUCUCAUGCUUGGGCUACUCGGGUCUUUUCUGUCGGAAAGGUGGACUAGUAGCCGAGGGACUUGCAGUUUUCUUCCAAAACUCCAAGUUCAGACUAGUUGGAGAGCACUCCUUUAGUUUGAGUGAGGAACUCCAGACAAAUCCAGUCCUGGAUGACCUUUUCUCUGUCCUGCAGAGAAAUCAGAAGUUACUUGAGCGAGCCUUGCAGCGAACUACGACAUUUCAGGUUGUGCUGCUUGAAAGUGUGAAGGUGAAAGGGAAGUACCUGUUUGUAGGCAAUACUCACUUGUACUUUCAUCCUGAUGCUGAUCAUAUACGUUUGAUUCAGGCUGCAACAUGCAUGAGACUCAUUGAAGCUCUAAUUGCAGAAAAAUUCUCUGGGGUGAAUGAAGAGGAGUCAUGUGAUGGAAUUGAUCUCACUCAGCCUUUUCCAUUUGCAAGUGCCUGUGGGACACCAGCAUACACAAACUUCACCAAGGGAUUCAAUGGAUGUCUUGAUUACAUAUUCUAUCAAAAAGAUAGAUUGACUGUGGAAGAGGUGAUCCCUUUCCCAUCUCAUGAGGAUGUGACAGAACAUGGUGCUUUGCCCAGUGUGACAUUCCCUUCUGAUCAUUUGGCUCUAAUAGCCCAACUGGCAUUCAAAAGAUGAUGAUUUGUUCCAAUAAAUCUACUAUGAGAGUACAGAAG
This is a messenger RNA of Darwinula stevensoni, 1856 nucleotides long. NCBI's taxonomy places the organism in Eukaryota, Metazoa, Arthropoda, Ostracoda, Podocopida, Darwinulidae. The record is from the annotation of a GenBank genome assembly.